Molecule: messenger RNA, 1494 nt
Organism: Tricharina praecox
Lineage: Eukaryota; Fungi; Ascomycota; Pezizomycetes; Pezizales; Pyronemataceae
Exons: 2
Coding region: 328-1215 (295 amino acids)
Source: RefSeq, a predicted model, not a curated record
CUCCAUCGUCAGCAGCAUCGACUUCUGCCUGGCGCAACUGAUGUAACAUAACGCUCGCAGUCCUAAGCCUGCUUACUCUGGAGGCGAGGUCGGCCGGUCGAUCGGUCGCUUGGUCGGCCAGCCAACCACCACCAUCCACAACCAUGCAGCGUCCGUAGGUAGAUACCCACAUCACCAGCAGCACCAUCACCCAUUCGCCAUCCCCAGCCUCAACCCUCCACCCGCACACGCAACCACCACCACCACCACCAGCAGCGUUCACCACCACCACCACCACCACCACCACCACCACCACCACCGCCGGGCCCACGAAACUCACUCAGAACGAUGACGACGCACCACAGCCCCAGCCUGGGCAAACGUAUCGGACAAUUCGCGAUCGACCUGUCGGUCGCGAUUCUGUGCUGCCCAUGCAUAGCGUGCGUCUUGAUCCUGCGGACGGGGCGGUCGCGGGGGGUGCGGGCGACGACACACCACGUCCUUUUGACCGCGUCCGCGCCCCCGCCAGCGUACAUCUCGAUCCCCGACCCGUCGAACGAAAACUCCGUCGUCGUCGACAAGCUCAUGGACCACCUCAUGCACGAGGGGAACCGGGUGUUCCAUCUGCGCCCCGACACAGGCGUCCUGGAGUCUGGGAAUCUCGCCGCCGCACAUUCCGGCUUCGAGGUCGUCGGGAAACCAACGUUGGUUGCGACCCUGCCGAGGGAGAAGUGGCGCCCGCUGCUGGCGCAGUUCAUGAGUGCGAGAGAUCAGAUUACGGAGAACAGUGGGGGCGCGUGGAAGGGGAAGGAGAAGAAGAGUAGGUGGGCGAAGAGGGAGAAGAGCUGGGUUGACAGGUGCUGCGAAGUGCUGAAGGAGUGGGGCGAGCAGAAGGGGAGUGUCGAGGAUGGCGGGUGGUUCGAGGUUUGGAGUGCCGAUGUCACCACGCCUCAGGUGGCUGCGGUGGUGGAUCAGAAAAUCGCCGGCGCGGGAGUUGACGUUCAGUUUGCGCACGAUAUGAAAUACAUGUGGGCAUCACGGGCCGUCGCACGCGAUCAGGCGUUGAUCUGGUUCACGACCACAACUCCGGUACAGGAUCUGUUUGAGGGCUCGUGGCAGGACGACUUCGUGCACGGCCAGGCUGAUGGCAUUCACGUGGACGUCAGUGGGUGGUUCAGGCUCGUCGGUCCGCGGAUGUCGACUGAUAGUGGACGUGCCGAUGACAUAAUCAUAUAGCUCUCUCCCUCUCUCUCUGUCUCUCUCUCUCUCUCUUUUCUCACUUCUGGUUUGAUAUGAUAUGUUUGCGUUGGUGCGCUGGUACGAUCGAUGGAUUGUUUGUUUACAUAACGAAAUGGCUCUCUAAACUAAAGAAUCAAAAGUCAUGGUUUAAUCGCAUAGAUCUGGUACGCCCCCACAUACUCGUUCAGAUCGAGCUUCUCGAGCCUCUCGCGGUACGCACUGCCCGUGGCCCCCUGGGUUUCGGCCGUGUCUCUAACAUCAGCUCCGCAGCAACCU